AUGCUCUGCGAGCAGCGCGCCGGCCGCAUGUUCAGCAGCGGGUACCUGCUGUCCGAACAGGCGGCCAGCCUGAAGCAGGACAACGCACUGCUGAGGCAGCAGCUGCGCGCGGUGGCGGCCGAGCGGGACAGCUUGCUUGAGGACAGAAGCGUCAUCAGGGACAGCAAGCACCAGUCCGACAAGGGGUGGCGCGACGCGCAGCUGCGGGUGGCAGAGCUGGAGGGCCAGCUGUCCUUCUUCCAGUCGUCCAACGCGCGCGCCCUCACAGACAGGCGCGCGGGCGCCGCCGCCUGGCCGCGUCGCGGUCGGCGCGCAUCGGACACCGCUAUUUUCGAAUCCAAGCAGCUGCGGGAGCAGCUGGCCGCGAGCCAGCAGCGCGCCAGCAUCCUCGCCGCGGCACUGGAGGAGCACCAGCGGGCGGCCGCGGCGAGGCCCGGGCCGGCGGAGGAGAGCGCAGAGGCGCAGGCCCUGCUGGAGGAGCGCGCGCGCGUGCAAGAGCAGCGCGCGGCGCUGCAGGAGCUGGGUUUGGCACACGAGAAGCUCAAGGAGGAGCUCCAGGCGGCCCAGGAAGCUGCCCGGCAGGCGCAGGACACGGCGGAGGAAGCCCGGUGCUCGGCCGACGAGGCCGUCGCACAGGCGGAGGCCGACGCGGCGGGCGCGCGGCGGCAGCUGGCCGCAGCAAAGGAGCAGUCUGCGCGGGCGCGGGCGCAGUCGGCGGCACUGCAGAAGCAGCUGAAUGAGCAGAGCCAGCGCGAGGGCGAGCUCGAGACCCAAAUCGAGCAGCUCACGGCAGCGCUGGUGGCGGCGCAGGCGGGCGUCAAGGAGCUGCAGACGCAGCAGUCGAACGCGUUCCGGACGCAGGCGUACGCGGAUUCGCAGGCGGCGGCGGCAGCAGCGGGCGCGUUUGAGGACCUCGCGCCUGCCACCCCCGCCCACUCUGUGGACUCGGAGCGGUCCGGCGGCGCCGGCCCCCAUGGAUCCGGUCACCAGCUGCAGCGCGACCACCGGGUCCUGGAGCUCCAGCGGGAGCUGGAGGAGCGCGACGCCGUGCUGACGUCACUGCAGCAGCACUGCAACCACCUGAAAGAACGGCUGGCCUUGGCAGUUAGAGAAAAGGUCGAGGCACUGCUGCUGGCCGCCGCCGCGGAGUCGAAGCUGGGCAGGCGCGGGGCGGCUGAGGGCGGCGGCGGCGAGCCCGACGCGGAGGAGGACGCGCCCGCGUUUGGCGGCACCGUCGCAGCGGCGAUCGAGCGGCACGAGAGCACCGCCGGCGGCGGCGCCACCGGCGGCGGGGCGUGGCUUGCGUCUGCAGGGCCGAAGCGGGUGGAUGGGCCCAAUGGGAAAGGCCCAGACCAAAGCAUUACAAAGCAGCCUUCGACGCCCAAAGUCGUCGGCGGCGCGGCCGGCGCGGCUGCUGGCGCGGGCACGCCCAGAGGCGCCAAGCCUGUGCGUGUCUACCUGACAAGCCGCUGA
Messenger RNA from Monoraphidium neglectum, 1473 nucleotides. RefSeq lists its product as hypothetical. The record is from RefSeq and is a predicted model, not a curated record. Lineage: Eukaryota; Viridiplantae; Chlorophyta; Chlorophyceae; Sphaeropleales; Selenastraceae. The transcript has 7 exons. The coding region runs from base 1 to 1473 and encodes 490 amino acids.